Messenger RNA from Halichondria panicea, 2220 nucleotides. Its product is annotated as sodium/potassium/calcium exchanger 4-like. The record is from RefSeq and is a predicted model, not a curated record. Gene Ontology annotation, cellular component: plasma membrane. Gene Ontology annotation, molecular function: calcium channel activity; calcium, potassium:sodium antiporter activity. The coding region runs from base 75 to 2123 and encodes 682 amino acids. Gene Ontology annotation, biological process: calcium ion transmembrane transport; intracellular calcium ion homeostasis. The transcript is spliced from 10 exons. NCBI's taxonomy places the organism in Eukaryota, Metazoa, Porifera, Demospongiae, Suberitida, Halichondriidae.
CAAAAUUCGAAAGAAGUGAAGAAGAUGUCAAAAAUGGUUGUGAAGUAAAAAAAAAGUUUUAAAUAUAGCUAACUAUGGUUGGCAUUUCAGUGCAAGGAGAUUCGUCACUCUUGCCUUCCCAGAGUAAUCCCAAGAGAAGAUUUCGAAGAAAAGCAUUCAUUUGGCAUAACCGAGUUAUUUGUGUUGCAGUAUUUCUAGUAAUUCUGCAAAUAGCUGGCAUAAUUUAUCUGGGAAAACUAUUCCUAGACACUGCGGAUCACACACUUACAAGCUCCCCAUCCCCGAUAUCUCAGUCACAUAUCGGUCGAAGACUACUAUCUACAGAUUUCAGCAACAACACUGGAAAUGACACACAGAGCAGUCAUAAUAACGAGCCAGGGGUACCUGUAUGGGAGCGAUGCGACUUUGAAAAGGCCAACUCACCUUACGCUUGGCUUCCUCUCUAUGUAUUUAUAAUUUUCGUCAUAUUUGUAGGGAUUGCUAUCAUCUGUGAUGAUUUCUUUGUACCGUCCCUGGAGGCAAUAUCGGAGAAACUGGACUUGAGUGAGGAUGUUGCUGGAGCAACAUUCAUGGCUGCUGGGUCCUCUGCUCCUGAGCUAUUCACAUCUGUGGCAGGAGUGGGAACAGAGAGCGAUGUGGGAGUUGGAACUAUUGUGGGGAGUGCUAUGUUCAACAUUCUAGUUAUUGUUGCUCUAAGCUCAAUACUAGCAGGUCAGACCCUGAACUUGGAUUGGAAACCAUUGUUUCGUGACAGUGUGGUGUAUGCCUCCUCGAUAGCUCUGUUCAUUGGCUUCUCCUGGGAUGGUAAAAUAGAAUGGUGGGAAGCUCUCAUUCUCCUACUCGUGUACAUCGGCUACAUUGUUCUCAUGAAGUUUAAUCCACACCUGAUGAAACUGCUUACCAAGUUUGAGUGCUCUUGGUGCAGAAACAAAUCUCAAGUUGAACCAGAGGUAGACAAAGAGUCAGAAUCAGGUAACAGCACUACCAAUUGUACGGACCAGGCUGAAGGAUCAGAGUCUGAGCAUCACAGGGCUCCUAGCAGUAAGGACUCUCAGAGCCAUCAUGACGAUGCUCUUAGGAAGGAAUCUCAUGUCCAUCAUGACGAAUACAAGCACCGGUUUGUGCACUCACACAGAGGAGAACUGGCAGGCUCAUUCGCUAAUAGAAGAAGAUCAACAACAAUUCAUGGAGUGGACGCUCAUCAAAGUCAUAAUUCAAACAUUUCCCAUCAUCCUGAUCGAAGCGAACGCUACAAGUUUGCCCGUUACGGUAUUCCACUUCCUUUUAUUCAGUCAAAUUCUGAGUACGAACACGAACACAGCAAGGGAAAAGAUGAAGAGCACGGAGUUGAGAGCAAGUCGACUGAAUCUAUAGAGGGGGAGACAGAAGAGACCGUUCUAGUGCUGAUCCCAUACCUUCCACCAGUUCGUUGCACACCACCAGAUGUCCAGCAGGCAAGAGACGGAGGCAUACUUGGAUGGAUUAAGUUCAUACUUAAGUGCUUCUUGUUUGUCAUCGCCUUCCCAUUUGCUGUGGCUUACUCCUGGACUAUCCCCGAUUGCACAAAGAACAAAAAAUUGUAUGUGGUAGUAACUUCUUUUACCAUGUCCAUUGCCUGGAUAGCUGUCACAAGCUUUGCUCUGGUUACUAUUGUGGCUCGAACCGGCUGCAUUCUCAACAUUGAUCCAUUCACUAUGGGCCUUGUUGUCAUUGCUGUUGGAACCAGUAUUCCUGAUUGCCUCAGCUCUAUCCUUGUGGCUAGAGAUGGAUUUGGAAACAUGGCUGUGUCUAAUGCGAUUGGAUCAAAUGUGUUUGAUAUCAAUCUUGGAAUCGGUUUACCCUUCCUUAUUGCCAUUGCCAUCAAAGGAGGUGCUCCAUUCUUGUUGGUUUCUCAAGAAAUAAUUGAUGAGUUUGCAGCUGGAGAGUUUGCACUGAUCCCGCAUACUAAGUUUGGGUUCCUCCUCAUGUUCAUACUCAUUUUGGCAGUGUCCACACUGGCCAUAUUUCGAUUCCGUCUCAACAAAUGGACUGGAGUCUGUUUUGUGCUCAUCUAUGUGCUCUUCCUAGUGUAUGCCUUCCUCCAAGAGCUCCUGCCUGGAUGUAAAAAUGGAAAGAAGUGUUGAAAAAGACUGUAUUACUUUUAUUUAUCUAUCAAAAUUGUGUGUGGCUGCUUAUUGAUCAUUAUUUUACAUUAAACCGGUAUUAUAGUCUCAGAAAGUU